AGAGAACGGCGUCCCACAGCUGAGAGGAACCACCCAGGAGCAAGAAGCGGCUGCAGAGAGGGAACAGGGCCACAGAUAAGUCUGACCAUUUUAUUUUCUGAUGGUGAGAGAGAAAGAAGUCAAGGGAUUGCUGCUUCUUUGAACCCAGUGUAAGAACAAUUUCUUGCUCUUGGAAGCCGAGCUUCCGGCCUUGCAGCGGGUUGGGCUAGAUGCCCUUGGGGUUCCUUCCAACUCUAUAAUUCUAUGAUUCAUCCCUGCCCUGAACUCCGUAAAACUGGGUGGAUGACGCUGCAGGUUAUUUCAGAUGAGCUGUUUACUGAGCCUUCAUCCUGAUACGUCUGCCCAAUGCUCACAUGGAAGUUAGAUUAUAUCCAGAUUUAUUGAUUUCUUACAGAGCAUUUGUUCUGAUUUCUUGGCAAGGCAGUUAUAACGACCAUGAGCAUUCACUCUGCAUUCAUCUUGGGUUGCUUGCAGAAUGUCUACCUGCCUUCUGGCGUGCCAUUUGUUCAUCUCAGUACAUUUCCCCCAUUGCUUUCCAAAGUGCAAAAAAAAAGAGAAGUGGAUUUGUUGUUUUUCUGGUAUGCACUUGAAUCCCUCCUGCAGAAUACUGAGCCCCGAGGCACCUCAGUCGAGAGCUGCAAUUCUCUGCUUCUGAAUUGUUUCCCUGCACACUUCUAUUUGCAUAUGCUGUGGGUUAAACCACAGAGCCUAGGACUUGCUGAUCAGAAGGCUGGCGGUUCGAAUCCCUGCGACGGGGUGAGCUCCCGUUGCUCGGUCCCUGCUCCUGCCAACCAAGCAGUUCAAAAGCACGUCAAAGUGCAAGUAGAUAAAGAGGUACCGCUCCGGCGGGAAGGUAAAUGGCGUUUCUGUGUGCUGCUCUGGUUCGCCAGAAGCGGCUUAGUCAUGCUGGCUACAUGGCCCGGAAGCUGUACGCCGGCUCCCUCGGCCAAUAAAGCGAGAUGAGCGCCGCAACCCCAGAGUCGGUCACGACUGGACCUAAUGGUCAGGGGUCCCUUUACCUUUAUUACAGAAUAGAAAUUCUAACCAAUGACCCUGCUCUUUGGCGGCAUCAUGGGGGCAAAAUCUCUGAAGCCUUUCCUACCUAACUGCUUAUACUGGGAGCAGAUUGAGCAGCCUAGAAUCACAGAGUUGCAGAGUUGGAAGGGAUAUCAAGGGUCAUCUAGUCCGGCCCCCUGCAAGGCAGGAAUCACAGCUCAAGGAUCCCUGACAGGUGGCAAUCCUUAAAAAACACUUUUUUGGAGUCUGCUCCCAAAAUGAACAGCACUUGGGAUUCAGCCACACUUCUGUAUUUCUUAGGCACGGAUCUGAGAGGUUUCACUUUUGAUCUGCCACUUUCACUGGGAAAAUCUGCUGUUUACCACGGAAUCGGAACAAAUGUCAAACUGCAGAAAGCCCAGCUGACCUUUGUUAUGAUUCAGAAGGAAACAGUAGGUUUUCCUGGGGAAAGCAGCAAGGCAAAAGGAGAACCUCUCAGACCCAGGCCUAGGAAGUAUACUUUGAGCAGAAAUGUGGAUGAGAUCUCAGAAAGUUAUUCCUAGUGCUCAGUCGGAAUCUCCUUUCUUUGCCAUUUGAAUCCAGUAGCUCAGUUCCUACCCUCUGGAGCAGCAGAAACCAAGUUUGCUCCAUGAAACAAUCUGCCUGUUGCUUUUCCUCUCCUCCCUUGGCAAUUGUGCUAUAUAAAGGACUGAAAAUAUUGGCUGCAAUACCUCGACAGCCAAAGUUAACGAAACAUACUUUUAGGCUUGUAAUUUGGGGUUUGCCCUCCCCAACUUUGUGGUUUGGGAAGAAGGCAAAGUUUGAUUUUGUUUUGAUGCAAAUAAAAAGCUUGAACCUUACCUUGAAUUCACCAGAUCUGUGAACCCCCAGGUCUGUUUUCAAGUGUCAAGACACGGCUUUGAGAUAUCCAGGCUGGAGAGAAAAACUUGCUUCUUUUGUUUUGUUUUUAGAGGAGAGGGCAGCGAAGAUGGCCCCUUUCUGUGUGAUCCUGCUGCUUCACCUGGUGGGAAUAUUCCCAGGAGACCUUCAGGUAUGAAGAGGGUGCAAGCAGUGGGAAUUAAAAAUCAAGAUACACACACACUUCCCGUCCAUCAGCCUCCUCAAGCCAUCUCCUCACGUAUUCCUUACUGUGGUUAUUAGUAUUGCACCUAUGGAAGCAGUAGGAUGAAUAAAAACAGACCUUUCUUGGAAAUAAAAAAUGGUCCAGACCAAAAAUAUGGCUUCGAAGCUUUACUCACAGAAUUUUCUUCAAAGCAGACUUAAAACAAUAGUGAUACAUCCAAAUAGUUGCAUAAAAUCAUGUGCUUUUCAAGCCCGGGUUCAGCUCCUUAGAAAUGCAAAAUUACUCCAAACAGAACUGGAAUCAAAACUCUUUCACUCCACACAGACUUCAUCCCAGCCUGAAGCUGUUCCCUCCUAGAGAGAAUCAUCACUAGUAUAGCCUCUUUUUUUUUUUUUUGGUGGUUUGAGAACAAAGACCACUCCCUCAAAAUGGAGAUUUGCAACUGAAUAUCUUACUCGUGUGAUCUAAAGUUAAACAUCACAUGAGAGAGUAGCAGGGAGACAUUCUCAGCUGAUUAUCAACCUGUUAGGUACCAGAGAUAUCUUACUUAGCUUCAAUGGAAUUUUCCGUGUUCCCUUUAGCAAUACACAUACAGAGCUAUUUUCCAUUUUUAUGUGCAAUUAAACAAUUAACAUUCUUUUCUGCUCCAGGUCCUCUGUUUCCCCAUCCAAAGGAGAGACCUCUUCCCCAUCAAAGUGUCCCCACUCGACAUGGCCUUGACCUCUUUCGAUGACCAGUAUAAGGGAUGUGCGGAGCAGAUGGAGGCUGAGCUGACCGAGCUGAACCGCACGGAGUUCGCCCAAAACAGAGUCUACGCCGAGGCCUGGGAAGAGGCCUCCUCCCAGUGGGAGGGGCGGAAAACCCCUUUGCCCGCAGGGCUCAAGCCCGAGUACGUCAUCGCCAUCAUGGCUUACACCAUCCAAGGGCGCCUCCACAGGGAUUUCAACGCAGCCGUGAGGGAAGCUGGGCGCACGAGAGACUCUUACCUCAACAACUUCAACUUCAAGACACUUCACUUCCUCCUGACCAGGGCCCUCCACGCCUUGGGGACCACCUCUCACCCCAGGUGCCAAAAGGUGUACCGCGGGGUGCGAAACAUCCGCUUCAUGUCCGAGCGCCUCAAGGCAGUCCGCUUUGGACACUUCACGUCCUCGUCGCUGAAGAACGAGAGCGCCCUUCAGUUCGGCACGGACACCUUCUUCACCAUCGAGACCUGCUAUGGGGUCAACAUCAAGAACUUCUCCUUCUUCCCCGGCGAGGAAGAGGUCCUCAUCCCCCCCUUUGAGAAGUUCAAGGUGGCCAACUUCACCAAAGCCAAGGAGACGACUUACAUCCAGCUCCUCUCCCUCGAAGACUCCAGUGUCCACAACUGUGUCUUUGUGAAAGGUAACAGUCCUGUUGCUGGGGAGCAACAGAGUUAAAAAAAUAAUAACCCCCUAUAUAGCACCCAUAGAUGUGCAAGGUCGCCACAUUCUCCUUUCUAUGUAAACCAAACAGCGCAGGUGGCUCAAGACAGCCAGCCAAGCUGCCUCUGGAACAAAAGAAAAAUGGAAACCUCCAGGUCAUUCAGCAAGCCAAUCAAAAGGGAGUGGGGAUUUUGGAUAGCAAAUAUCACAACCCUUGAGUGCCUGGAUGUGUACAAACCUAUUCAGAUGACCCAGUCAAAAUUUGGGGGAAGACCACAGCUGAACUCUACAAUGUGCCAACCCUGAUGAAAUUGCAGGGGGAGCUAUCCAAUGCGUUGGUUAUCCCUCCCUUAGAGAGGCACUAAACAUGUUAUUAUCUGCAAUGUAGGGACCCCCCCUGGCUCUGCGGGGUGGGGAAGAGGGACAUAUUCUGUGUCCCAGUCUAAAUUUCUUGAGCUGCUCAGUAAUGGCACCCAUGAUGUUUUGUAAUGUCAGUGUUUCCAGAAAGCAGGUAACUGUCCUUGCUUGGAGAACGCUAGACCAGUGAUUCCCAAAUAUUACCUAGCUGGGCUCUUAGAGGGAAGGAGGUGGCUGGGGGAUGUGCUGGAGGUGAAAAUGAACUAUCAGACUUUGACAAGCUGGUACCCCUGGAUCAAGCUCGUCCAUUUUGUUGACUUAAUCAAACUAAACCAAUUGCUAAAUGGAUUUUGCAAAACUGUGCAAUUAAUUGCUGCUGUUUUGCAUUUUAUUGUGUUGCUAUCCUCCUUGGUGGGUUGUCCGAACCUCUGUUCUGAAUAAUAAAGGUGGACUCUCCUUCCUUGGAGGUUGUUAAGCAGAGGUCGGAUGCCCCUCUGUCGGGGGAUCUUUAGUCGAGAUUCCUGCAUUGCAGGGGGGCUGGACUAGAUGACCCUGAGGAGUCCCUUUCAACUCUACAAUGCUAUGAUUCUAUGAAUGACUUGCUUAUAACUAUCUUUGCGUUGCUCUUUGCAGAGAAAAAGUGCAAGCCCCCAAGGUGCCGGACCAGUUCAGGUGAGGGAGUAGCUGAUAAUUCUCUUCCCCCACCCCCACCCCAGACACUCAUGCUAUUAAAAGUAUGCUAAAGUCCCCUCCUUUUUUUCUUAUAUUGACAGGUGCAAGUCAGAGCCAUCUCUCUGCCAGUGUCCAAAUGUCCUUCUUUCUCUGGGGUUCCCUCUUCCUUGCUGGCACCCUGGGACCCCCAGACCUCCUCUGAUCUCCAGGAUCAAACCUCUGCCUCUCCGCCGCCCUUCGCAUAGUCCGCUCCUGGGGAAGCAAAACAGGAGCAAAUCGAAUGCGGCUGAGAGCGAACGUUAGUCUUUGCUUGAGUUAAGAGGCAAGAGGUUCGGCGGCUGCAAAUAAGCCACUUUCUAAACCCAGAGUGUGUUGCUGGCAAGAGCUCCAUGGCAUCUCGCCCCAUUAUCCCUUUGCUGUUGCAGUAGCAAUUUACGUACCGUAAAUGGCAAUAACAGACCUUCCAAUCGCCCCUAUUUUCCAGGAACAGUCUUGGAUUUACAGCAGACGUCCCAGUUUAUGAUUUGAUCCCGGAAUGUCCCACUUUCCCUUUGUUGUUGUUGUUUAGUCAUUUAGUCGUGUCUGACUCUUCGUGACCCCCUGGACCAGAGCACGCCAGGCCCUCCUGUCUUCCACUGCCUCCCGCAGUUUGGUCAAACUCAUGCUGGUAGCUUCAAGAACACUGUCCCACCAUCUCGUCCUCUGUUGUCCCCUUCUCCUUGUGCCCUCCAUCUUUCCCAACAUCAGGGUCUUUUCCAGGGAGUCUUCUCUUCUCACGAGGUGGCCAAAGUCUUGGGAUCUGUCCUUCCAGUGAGCACUCAGGGCUGAUUUCCUUCAGAAUGGAUCGGUUUGAUCUUCUUGCAGUCCCUGGGACUCUCAAGAGUCUCCUCCAGCACCAGAAUUCCAAAUCAUCCAUUCUUCGGCGAUCAGUCUUCUUUAUGGUCCAGCUCUCACUUCCCUACAUCACUACUGGGAAAACCAUAGCUUUAACUAUAUGGACUUUUUUCGGCAAAGUGAUGUCUCUGCUUUUUAAGAUGCUGUCUAGCACUUUCCCUUAGGAUGUCCCUAUUCUCAUCGGAGAAAUGUUGGAGGGUAUGGAGUCAUGCGACCCCCGAGCCAAGGAGAUAAGUAACUAGACAACCUUUGGAAGACAUCUGAAGGCAGCCCUGUCUAGGGAAGAUUUUUAAUGCUUGAUGUUUUAUUGUGUUUUUUAUAUACGUUAGGAGCCGGGGUAUAAAGGUUAUUAUUAUUAUUAUUAUGGAACAGGGCAUCCCUAUUUUCAUUAGAGAAAUGUUGGAGGGUCUGCAUUAGACUGCUAACCAGGGGAACUUGUUUUCUGCGCUGCGUUCAUUGGACUCCAGCUUCCAUUGGGCCAUGCUUGCUGGGGCUGAUGGGAGUUGGAGUCCAACAAGAUCUGGAGCUCACCAGGUUAGCCAAGAAGGGUUGGACUAGAGGACCUCUGGGGGUCCCUUCCAACUCUACGAUUCUAUGAUUCGAAGAGCCUGGCUGCUAGAGCAGAGCAAAGGAGGCCCACCUGGGCCACCUCCAUCGGUCCCAGAUGAAUCUCCUGGGAAGGCCCCUGGCAGGACCAGAGGGCCAUUCCCCACUUAACGCCUAUGUUUCGUGACUCUGCAUUUGGACAAAACCAGCCUCCGGAGAAUUGGCUAGUGGGGUGCCAAGCAAGACAGCCCCACGCCGGGUGUCUGAUCUCAGCAACCCCAGCUGUAACCAGCAAGGCAUGUAUCUCAGGGUUCAGAAGGAGUCCUCCUUUCCCAGGGAUGGCCAUAGCUGGCCCAGCCCUGCAGCCUCAGGUCAGAAGGUUAUGGACUCUCCUUCUCUGGAGGCUUUUAAGCAGAAGUUGGAUGGCCACCUGCCAGGGAGCCCCCCCCCCUUAAUGCUUUUUAUUGAUUUUCCAACACGACAAAAAUUAUACAUUCCAAAUAAAACACAAAAGAAACAGCAAAUUUCCAAAUAAACCAAUAUAUACCACUAUAUAUACAAAUCCUUAAAGAGACUUAUGUUGUUUAAGUCUUUUUCCUGAUUCACAAAUUCUUAAUUCCUCCACAUGACUUCCAGCCUCUGCCCUGAGGGUUCAUCCUCCCCCCCCCUUUUGUUAUCACUGCUUCUGUAUGCCUUAGCUCCGUUUCUUUCUUUCGUUUUGUCUCAUGUAUUCUUAGUCUAACUUGCAGCUUGCAGAGCUUGGUCAAAACAUGUCCAGGUUUUCACUUGUGGACAAUGUUUAAUUAAAUAUCCUGUAUAAAUUCCCCAGGAACUGUACUGCCAGGGAGCCUUUAGCUGUGAUUCCUGCCUUGUGGGGGGGGGAUGGACUAGAUGACCCUCGGGUCCCCCUUCCCAACUCUACAAUUCCAGGGAAAGGCACUUUUAAUCACAGCUGCCUCCCUAAAACAACCCCUAGCUCACCAUGACCCCCAAGGCAUGGUCCCCUCUAGAACAGGGGGACCCUCCAGUGGUGAACCUACAUUUCUGGGGUCCUGAAUCUUGAACUCUCAUGGGGACCCCUUUGCCACCAGCAGUGAUGUCUAGGUAACCACUGUUAUCUUCUUCCGAGGCCUUGUUCCAUCUAAGGCCACUAGAUCUUUACAGCAUCUGUGCCACAGACUCUCAAACUUUGGGAUUGUUGAAAUAUACACAACAGAAAAUCAAUCCAUUUGAGUCCUGAGACUUACCGUAUUUUUCGCUCCAUAAGACACACUUUUUUCUUCCUAAAAAGUAAGGGGAAAUGUCUGUGCGUCUUACGGAGCGAGUGCGUGGUCCCCGGAGCCGAAUUGCCCAGAGGCAAAAAGCAGAUGAUGCUUUUUUUUUUUUUUUGAAAGAGGAAAGUGGGUGUUGAAACAAAGCGAUCGGGGAGAGAGAUAAGGGAUGCUAGCAAUAAAGGAGGCUGCCUGGGAGGGGGGAGGUAAAGACAGCAAACUUGCAAAGGGGGGGGGACAGGAAGACUAAAGCUAUAAGGAGAGGAAUUAGAAGAAAAGGAGGAGCAAAAAAACUGCUCCAGCUAAGGAAAAGACACUAAGGCAAACAAGGGGGAAGGGAGUGUUGAAACAGCUGAUCGGUGGGAUCGGAAGAGAGAUAAGGGAAACUAGCGGAGGCUGCCUGGGAGGGGGAAGGUAAAAGCCCCUGGAUCCUCAGGAUUUUUACAUUGGGUCACCCCAAAUUCACCAUCAGAUCACAUAGCAUGUCCAUGGCUACAGCCUGCAGCAAAAAAAUCACGCACCCACUGUUGCGUGGGGCCACAAUGGCGCAAAAACGAGGAUCCACAUAGAUCCUCAGGAUUUUUGCAUUGGGUCACCAUCAGAUCACAUGUCUGUGGCCACAGCAUGAAGCACAAAAAUAAUACAUCCACUGUUUCGUUCAGAAUAUUUCCCCCCCUUGUUUUCCUCCUCUGAAAACUAGGUGUGUCUUAUGGUCAGGUGCGUCUUAUGGAGCGAAAAAUAGGGGGGGGGGUUCUACAAGACCCAACAAUUGUAAGCAAUGUGCCCUAAAGUCACUGCUGGGGUCCCUCCAGGGUUAGGAGCCCUGAAGCUGAACUUUCAUUGGUUUCAGACGAGAUCUGCUCCUGGGAGCUUCCACGCCAGCUGAGCUUCUCACCACGAACAUCUCCUUCUUGAAUGGAUUAAGUUUUCUCCAUCCUCAUGCAGCUUGCAUGUUUGGACCCUGGAGGUCAGGGAAUUUGUCUACUGGGCCCCAGUGUUUCCUCUGCCUCUGACACUCCAGCCCCCCCCCCCCAAUUCCUGCUUCUUGAAUCCUUUUUCAAUUGGAAGACACCAGGAAUUGAACGUGGAACCUUCUGCCUACAAAGCAGGUGCUCUGCUUGCAAUAUCUGGUCCUUUCUGUUUUCAGAGUGUGUUUCCCACCCCCUUCACAGAUGAGUGUUGUAUACAUUUUAUGAAAUAAAAAUAAAAAUUGAGCUGAG
This is a messenger RNA of Podarcis lilfordi (Lilford's wall lizard), 8446 nucleotides long. Lineage: Eukaryota; Metazoa; Chordata; Lepidosauria; Squamata; Lacertidae. The record is from the annotation of a GenBank genome assembly.